CUUGGUCCCAGGGCUGUAUGAUUUCCAGGAGCUUGUGUCUUUAAUGCGGGUGCUGUAUUGGCUCAUAAAAGAGCACGCGAGCAGUGCUGGAAUGACAUCCACAAAUGUACCGGCAGACGUGUUCCCUGACUCAUACGGUUAUUGUCAGUAACUCCUUCUCCAGGCCUGUGGCUUGUGAGAGGGUCAGCCAGACAGGCUAGGUCAUGAUGAGUGGGAAGGUGGACCUUUGGGUGUUGGUCCAGAAAAAACUGGAACAUGGGCUGAGCUCUGCUCAUGCCUCAAGGCUGGAAUUGGGCUAAUUGAGUGCCCUGGGAGAAGUCAAUGGGAGAAUUCCACAGAUCAACACCAGGAGUGUUGACGGAAUGUCCUCACAUUCUCACCAUCCCCCCACCUCCCCACCCCACCCCACCACUGUGAUGAAUGCUCUGUAAGCAUUAAAGCUUUUGCAGGAGAGAUGAUUAUUGCCCCAUUUUAUAGAUGAGGGAACCGAGACCUCAGGUGCCCUGUCCGUGAUAGUGAGCAGCAAGGUCAGGAGUCAGCUCAGGCCUUUCUGAGUUCCAAACCCCAACUCUUUACCUCUGAGUAGCACUGCCGCCACCACGGCUACCAGUUGCUGUCGAGUUGACCGUGACUCACUGCGACCCCAUGUGUGUCAGAAUAGGACUGUGGUCCACAAUGGCUGAUUUUUGAGAAUCAGAUCGCCAAGCCUUUUUUCUGAGGUACCUUUCAGUCGACUUGAACCCCCAACCUUUCACUUAGCAGCUGAGCAUGUUUACUGUUUGCACCACUCAGGGACUCCAGUACUGCCGCAUGUACCCUUGCAAUGCUGCAGAUUUUCUGGUUUUUCUUAGACCUCUCAAAGGUCUUCCGUGGCCAGGACCUGGGGAUUGUGAGGAGGGGACUGAGCCAGUGGUAGGUAGGGCUGCCAGGGCCUGGUUCCCACUGCUCUCUCCCAUUCCCGUAGAGACUGAGCGGCUCCUCACCCCCAGCCCUGGCUAUGGGACCCAGGCAGAGGCUUCAUCAGCCCCCCCAAAUCCCCUGGAAGAGGAAGACCUCCGCCGCCGUCUCAAGUACUUCUUCAUGAGUCCCUGUGACAAAUUUCGGGCCAAGGGCCGCAAGCCCUUCAAGCUGAUGCUGCAGGUGGUGAAGAUCCUGGUGGUCACCGUGCAGCUCAUCCUGUUUGGGCUCAGCAACCAGCUAGCGGUGACGUUCCGGGAGGAGAACACCAUUGCCUUCCGUCACCUCUUCCUGCUGGGCUACUCUGAUGGGGCGGAUGACACCUUUGCGGCGUACACGCGGGAGCAGCUCUACCAGGCCAUCUUCCACGCCGUGGACCAGUACCUGAUGCUUCCCAACGUGUCACUGGGCCGGUACGCGUAUGUACGGGGUGGGGGCGGCCCUGAGGCCAAUGGCUCAGCGCUGGCCCUCUGCCAGCGCUACUACCACCGCGGCCACGUGGACCCGGCCAAUGACACCUUCGACAUUGACCCAAUGGUCAUAACAGACUGCAUCCGGGUGGACCCCCCUGAGCGACCCCCUCCGUACUCCUCUGAGGAUCUUGCCCUCUCGGAUGGCAGCUCCAGUUACAGGAACCUCACGCUCAAGUUCCACAAGCUGAUCAACGUCACCAUCCACUUCCAGCUGAAGACCAUCAACCUACAGAGCCUCAUCAACAAUGAGAUCCCUGACUGCUACACCUUCAGCAUCCUGAUCAUCUUUGACAAUAAGGCACACAGUGGACGGAUCCCCAUCAGCCUGGAGACCCAGACCCACAUCCAGGAGUGUAAGCACCCCAGUGUGUUCGGACACGGAGACAACAGCUUCCGCCUCCUGUUCGACGUGGUGGUCAUGCUCACCUGCUCCCUGUCUUUCUUGCUGUGUGCCCGCUCGCUGCUCCGAGGCUUCCUGCUGCAGAACGAGUUUGUCGGGUUCAUGUGGCGGCAGUGGGGCCGUGUCAUCAGCCCGUGGGAACGGCUGGAGUUUGUCAAUGGCUGGUACAUCCUGUUGGUCACCAGUGACGUGCUCACCAUCUCGGGCACCAUCAUGAAGAUUGGCAUAGAGGCCAAGAACCUGGCCAGCUACGACGUCUGCAGCAUCCUCCUGGGCACCUCAACACUGCUUGUCUGGGUCGGCGUCAUCCGCUACCUGACCUUCUUCCACAAGUACAAUAUCCUGAUCGCCACGCUGAGGGUGGCCCUUCCCAGUGUCAUGCGCUUCUGCUGCUGUGUGGCUGUCAUCUACUUGGGUUACUGUUUCUGUGGCUGGAUCGUGCUGGGGCCUUACCAUGUGAAGUUCCGCUCGCUGUCCAUGGUGUCUGAGUGCCUGUUCUCGCUCAUCAACGGUGACGACAUGUUCGUGACGUUCGCUGCGAUGCAGGCCCAGCAGGGCCGCAGCAGCCUCGUCUGGCUCUUCUCCCAGCUCUACCUCUACUCCUUCAUCAGCCUCUUUAUCUACAUGGUCCUGAGCCUCUUCAUCGCGCUCAUCACAGGCGCCUACGACACCAUCAAGGUCAGCCGGUGGUGGCCUCACACACCCCCACGCGGCCCCUCCCGGCCUGCCACGUGCACACACAGCCCCAAACAAGGGCUCCGGGUCCCUGGGAAUCAGCUACGAAGUGGUCCCUUAACCCUUGGGGAACUGGCAGGGAAGACCCAGGGACAGACUGGGGGAGUCUCUGGGUAGGACUUGAGAAGCCAGAGGAGGGGGCUGAUACUGGGGGCACCAGGUGGGACUGAGAGCAUUCCAGUCUCACUGUCCUGCUCUCAGCAUUGAUUGAACGGGGCUCAGGCCAGGUAAGGCUCCUGUAUCUUUUUUUUUUAAUAAUAUUUUAUUGUGUUUUUGCUGAAGGUUUACACAGUGAAUUAGGUUCCCAUUUGACAAUUUCUAUACAGCUGUUCUGUGACGUUAGUUACAUUUUUCACAGUGUGUCGGCAUUCUCUAUCAUUGCCUUCUGGUUGUUCCGUUUCCAGUUCUCUAGUGUCCCUACCCCUUAUCUUCUCAUCUUUGCUUUAGAGUUAAUCUUCUGGUCUCAUAUAGAUGAAUUUUAGUAGAGCACCAUUCUCACGGGUAAUCCUGCAUCU
This is a messenger RNA of Loxodonta africana (African savanna elephant), 3080 nucleotides long. RefSeq names its product mucolipin TRP cation channel 1 (gene MCOLN1). The transcript is spliced from 11 exons. Gene Ontology annotation, cellular component: plasma membrane; lysosomal membrane. Gene Ontology annotation, molecular function: NAADP-sensitive calcium-release channel activity. Bases 769 to 2682 code for a protein of 637 amino acids. Lineage: Eukaryota; Metazoa; Chordata; Mammalia; Proboscidea; Elephantidae. The record is from RefSeq and is a predicted model, not a curated record.